This is a messenger RNA of Cyprinodon tularosa, 1442 nucleotides long. RefSeq lists its product as uncharacterized. The record is from RefSeq and is a predicted model, not a curated record. Lineage: Eukaryota; Metazoa; Chordata; Actinopteri; Cyprinodontiformes; Cyprinodontidae. Bases 41 to 1360 code for a protein of 439 amino acids. The transcript is spliced from 2 exons.
UUGUUCUCGGCACUUUCAUAAAGGUGAGCCAGCUUAUGAGAUGAUGGAGAGUGACCCAGACUGGGCCCCAUCCUUACAUCUUGGACACACGUUUAUCAAACCAACAGACCCUGGUCGCUCUGCCAGACGAAGGGCACGGGAGCAGACACGGAAACAGACCCUUCAGUCAGCAGAGACAGGCAUACACCAGGAUGUAAACACUGACGGGCUACAGACCGAGGAGACAUGUGAUGCUGAAGAAGGAAAUGGUCAGCUGGAGGUUGGAAAGGAUGGAGAAAAAAACCCUCAGCAGGAGAUCAGAGAGGAUGGAGAAGAAAACCCUCAGCUGAUCACAAACAAGGAGGUGCAGAACCCCACUGAAACUGUGACUCAGCCUGAAUGUGACCUGUGUGUGCUCAGGCGUGCAGAGGUCAACCGCCUGACAGAAGAGAAUAUAGAACUGCGACGCAAACUUAAUGAGAACAUGAUAUCCGAUAGUUUCUUUGGAGCUGAUGAUGAAAAAGUAAAGUAUUACACUGGUCUGCCAAACCUUGCAACCUUCCUGGCGCUCUUUAAUUUUUUAUUGCCACUCAUGUCAUAUCAAAAGAAAUGUCUUACUCCUUUUCAGAUGCUCCUAUUCACACUCAUGCGCUUAAGAUUGGAUUUGCCUCUGCAGCACCUUGCUUAUCUGUUUCAUAUUUCUCCUAGGACUGCACAAAGAACAUUUCAUGAUAUGGUUUCAUGUCUUUAUGCAAAUUUGAGGCGUGCUAUUAUAUGGCCAGACAGAGACACUCUCCGCAAAGUAAUGCCACAUCAGUUCAAGGAGGCCUUUGGAAACAGAGUAGCAGUGAUUAUUGACUGCUUUGAGAUAUUUACAGAAAAACCAUCAAACCUAAAAGCGCGUGCCCAAAUGUUCUCCAGCUACAAGCACAAUCACACCAUGAAAUAUUUAAUAGGUGUGACACCCAAAGGAGCCAUUUGUUUUUUGUCCAAAGGCUGGGGAGGUCGUACAAGCGACAAACACAUCACGCUGAACAGUGGCUUCCUUGACAAUUUGUUGCCUGGGGACCUGGUCUUGGCUGACAGAGGUUUUGACAUACAGGAGUGUGUGGGCAUGCUGUGUGCUGAAGUUAAACUCCCAGCAUUCACCAAAGGCCACUGUCAGUUAGCAGCUAGAGAUGUGGAGGAAACUAGGAAAAUAGCACAUUUGAGAAUCCAUGUUGAACGGGUGAUUGGAAAUGUAUGUCAAAAGUACAAAAUCUUAAAUGGAACUAUUCCUAUUUCAAUGGUUUUACCCUGUGCUGGAGAAGAGGUCACAUUCUUGGAUAAGGUCGUCACUGUGUGCUGUGCCCUGACAAAUCAUUGUCCAACUGUGGUGUAGAUACAGAAAUCACCCAAGAUGUAAAUGCAUUUUGAUUUUUUUACUUGUGCAUAAGGAAGGCUUGUACACACUGUAAACUUUC